Molecule: messenger RNA, 930 nt
Organism: Penicillium riverlandense
Lineage: Eukaryota; Fungi; Ascomycota; Eurotiomycetes; Eurotiales; Aspergillaceae
Product: putative mitochondrial GTP/GDP transporter Ggc1
Exons: 6
Coding region: 1-930 (309 amino acids)
Cellular component (GO): mitochondrion
Molecular function (GO): guanine nucleotide transmembrane transporter activity
Source: RefSeq, a predicted model, not a curated record
AUGUCUCCCGCUCUGGUCCCCGCCGGUGCUGGCUCUGCCUCCAAGGAUGUCAAGAAGGAGUCGGCCACUGCCCGUCUGCUCGGUUCCGGCUCUGCUGGUAUCGCCGAGCUAAUGGUCUUCCAUCCCGUUGACACCACGGCCAAGCGAUUGAUGAGCAACCAGACUCGGAUCACCUCCGCCAGUGCUUUCAAACAGGUCGUUUUCAAGGAAUACGCCACCGCACCGGCCCUGCGCAAGUUCACCUCUCUCUUCCCUGGACUGGGAUACGCUGCUGGCUAUAAGGUUCUCCAACGAAUCUACAAGUACGGCGGCCAGCCAUUCGUCCGGGACUACCUCGCCAAGCACCACGGUUCCGAAUUCGAUAAUGCGUUCGGAAAGGGUACCGGCAAGGCCAUCAUGCACGCAACUGCUGGAAGUCUGAUCGGUAUCGGCGAAAUCAUCCUGCUGCCCCUGGACGUCCUGAAGAUCAAGCGGCAAACGAACCCGGAGGCCUUCCGGGGCCGUGGUCUCUUCAAGAUCAUCUCCGACGAAGGCAUGGGUCUGUACCGCGGCGCUGGCUGGACAGCCGCUCGUAACGCCCCCGGCUCCUUCGCUCUCUUCGGAGGCUCUGCGUUCGCCAAGGAAUACAUCUACGGCCUGACGGACUACAACUCGGCUACCUGGGGUCAGAACUUUGUUGCCUCGGUGGCCGGCGCCAGCGCAUCGCUGGUGGUUUCCGCUCCCCUGGACGUGAUCAAGACCCGUAUCCAGAACCGCAACUUCGAGCACCCGGAGUCGGGCUUCCGGAUUGUGUCGAACAUGGCCAAGAACGAGGGUUUCACCAGCUUCUUCAAGGGUCUGACUCCCAAGCUGCUGAUGACGGGUCCCAAGCUGGUGUUCAGCUUCUGGCUGGCGCAGACUUUGAUCCCUGCCUUUGGCCAGGUCGUAUAG